This is a messenger RNA of Trematomus bernacchii (emerald rockcod), 2433 nucleotides long. RefSeq names its product homeobox protein Hox-D4b-like. Gene Ontology annotation, cellular component: nucleus. NCBI's taxonomy places the organism in Eukaryota, Metazoa, Chordata, Actinopteri, Perciformes, Nototheniidae. Gene Ontology annotation, biological process: anterior/posterior pattern specification; regulation of transcription by RNA polymerase II; embryonic skeletal system morphogenesis. The record is from RefSeq and is a predicted model, not a curated record. Gene Ontology annotation, molecular function: DNA-binding transcription factor activity, RNA polymerase II-specific; RNA polymerase II cis-regulatory region sequence-specific DNA binding.
AAGAAAUUGAAAUAUAAGAAAUAAGAUUUUUUUUAAGCUAUUUCUCCCAUUCCUUAAACAUCUAAUCUUAAACAUUCCUCUCCGCCAGCAUAGCUUCAUUAGUCCCGUAAUGAACAUUUUAUUUUUUUACUUCAAAUUAUCCAUUACGUCUGACAUAAACAACCCGCAGGGGCCCCCUCUGAUUGGCCGGCCGCGGGGUCACGUUUGUCCCGCGCGGCCGUCCGUCUAUUUGACAGCCGCAGGAUGGCUGGAUGCCAGAGGGGGGAGAAAGAGACAGAGAGAGGGGAGAGAGAAGAAAAAUUAGUAUUCUCCUACCAGCCUCGCUAUAAAUCAAUCAUGGAGUCCUACGUGGUGAGCUGUAAAUACGCUGAGCCGCAGUUCCCGCCUUGUGAAGAAGAUUACAGUAAUUUUAGUGAGCAAGGGGGGUAUUACAACAAACCCUCAGGACAGGGAGGUUAUGGAGGAACAUAUCAGCCAACCAUACACACCACACAACCCGGUUAUCACUCUCUGCAGGGGCGCCGCCGGGAGGAUGGAGAGGACCAGGCGCUGCACCAAGGUGCGCCAUUACGCACCGGCUACAGGGAGGCAGAGGUGCCCGGGAAGGAGGCCCGGUUCUCGGUGGGGGAGCUGCAGUGCCAGGCCUGGAUGACCUGUACAAAGCCCGCUCAGGUGCAGAGGAAAACGGCCUGCCAGGGGAAGGACAAGCCGCCUAUUGUUGUCUACCCGUGGAUGAAGAAAGUGCACAUCGCUCAUUGUCCAUUUUGCCCGCGCAUUAAUCCCAACCACACGGGCCCGGAUCCAAAGCGCAUGCGCACGGCCUACACGCGCCAGCAGGUGUUGGAGCUCGAGAAGGAGUUCCACUUCAGUCGGUACCUCACGCGCCGCCGCCGUGUGGAGGUGGCCCACGUGCUCUGCCUGAGCGAGCGGCAGGUAAAGGUGUGGUUCCAGAACCGGCGUAUGCGCUGGAAGAAGGACAACAAGCUGCCCAACACCAAAGGACGGAGCAAGAACAAGAAGGCGGCGGAAAUAAAUAACAACAACACUAAUGACACUAAUAACAACAGUGAUAGUACCGCAAAGGCGUCGAAAACCGCCUGAAGACAGGAGAGAAAUGUGGGUACAUGUUUAUCCACCAUUAUGGUUCUUUUUAAAUCUCCUUCAUGCGGUUAUUAUUUGCUUCACACUUCUACAGUUGACCGAAUGUUGUUUGUAGUUCAAAGAAAUUGCAAUCGAGGACAUGUAAACAAUACGAGAAUAUGAAAAGACUUCAUUGGGAACACAUCUCAAGCAUACAGAACUGACAUUUGAGGAAGGAAAUGCGCGUAAAAGUGCAUUCAAAUCCAUAAAAACAAGCUAAUGUGUUUCUCAUGGACAUAUCCUCCGUUUGACUAAAUGUUCAGAUUCAAGAGGUUCUUUCUGUCAAUAUUUUUUAAAAUGUACAUGUUCUGUUACCAAAUGCUAUUUAUGUUUGGCGCAUUAACUCUCCAAAACUGCAAAUGCUAAACUGAUCCAGGGUGCUUUAUAUUCCAACUUUUAAAUGUUCAUAAAUAUGAUGUUAUGAAAAGAAUGCAUCUAAUUUUAGUCUGAUAUUUAAUUAAUUGAGUCGUUAGGUUAGCUAACCUCCAGUGGUCUCACAUCUCUCAUGGUGACAUUUAGGACAUUUUUAGACUUCCGGUUUGUAGGGGUGAACGGUGCCAUGGUUGGAGAGUCUUUUGGAGAAAACAGGGUUUUAUUUCCACAGGGUAAACAUAUUACAGGGUUUUAUAAUAGCUACCUAAAAGAGAAAAUAGCCUAACUUAUGAAAAUGCACAUUACCAAAAUGUUGUUUGGCGCUUAAAGGAGAAACACAUUGACAUAGUGGCUGACUUGCAGUAAAGUUGGUCAAAUAAUGUUUUACUUUGUACAGAAACAUCCAAAAACAAUGCAAUGUUUGUAGGAUAAGAAGCCAUAUCGUGCAGAUUAUCUCCAAAGGUGAAUUCACUUUUUAACUUGUUUUUAUUUUGCGGGGGAAACUCAUACAUCUUUACGCACAAGAAAUAAAGAAAUUGGAGGUAGAGGUUUUGAAAUGCACGACGCUGACUGUAAAUCCAAAGUGUUUCCUCAGGGUUACAGGGUUUUAAUAAACACAACUUUCUGAAGCUUUUGUUGUUUGUUUUUUAGCACCGAGAGGUUUCCAAAUGACCCUCGUUUAAAUAACGAAAUGGUGCAUUUUUUUUUAAAUGAUAUGUCCUCGCUUUGAUUCCAGUUUAAUAUGCUAUCGUUUUGUAUUAGCCUACGCCAGUACUUAUUUUUAUUUGUAUUACUUAGAAACAUAUUGUAUUCUUAGCAGCAAGCCUCUCUGUUAUAUUUUGUAUGUUGGUAAUCUUUGGGAAGAAAAUAAGAAAAACUCUUCGUGUAAGAAUUUUAUAUGUGCAAAUGUUUUGAUAAGAU